Molecule: messenger RNA, 477 nt
Organism: Solanum tuberosum (potato)
Lineage: Eukaryota; Viridiplantae; Streptophyta; Magnoliopsida; Solanales; Solanaceae
Exons: 3
Coding region: 1-477 (158 amino acids)
Source: RefSeq, a predicted model, not a curated record
AUGAGGGGUGUGACUAGAUUUUGGAGGCGGGGCAAGCUUAGCCCCAGAUAUAUCGGGCCUUUUGUGAUUUUGAGGACAGUUGAUAAUGUUGCCUAUGAUUUAGCCUUGCCUCCAGCAUUCUCAAUUAUUCAUCCAGUUUUCCAUGUUUUGAUGUUGCGUCGGUAUGUCACAGAUGAGUCUCAUGUGCUCCAGUAUGAUGGGGUUGGGUUAGAUAAUCGUCUGACCUAUAUUGAGGAGACAACUGCCAUGUUAGCCAGAGAUGUGAGGCAGUUGCGAUCCAGAGCCAUUCUUGUUGUUAAGGUCCGUUGUAGGCACCAUCCAGUCGAGGAGGCUACCUGGGAGACCGAGCAGGAUAUGCAAGAGCAGUUUCCCGGCUUAUUUAACCCUUCAGAUUCUCGCAUUUCAUAUUACUUCUUGCUUAAUCGGCAUGUUCGAGCACCAGCUACCAACGUUGACAUCGAGCGUGCAGUAGUCUGA